AUGAUUACACAGUUGAGGCCUUUUGAGUGCACACAGUUUUAUAUGACUCUGACUUGGCUUCUCGUCGUGGGUAGCAUGCUGGUGUUUAGCUUGGCAGGCAGAAAUGAGAAUCCAAAUUGCAUAGAAAAGGAGAGGCAGGCUCUUCUCAGCUUCAAACAUGGCAUCAUUGACACACAGAACAGCCUUUCUUCAUGGAACAGUGAAGAUGGGAAUUGCUGCAGAUGGGUGGGAAUCAGCUGUGACAAUGAAACUGGAUAUGUUGUCACACUUGAUUUGGGAUGUACAUUAUUUUGCAAUCACCUUCUUGCAGGUGAGUUAAGUCCUUCCUUGCAUGAACUCUCAUAUUUGAGUCAUCUUGACCUCUCUGGGAAUAAUUUUACUGCAAACAUUAUUUUUAUUAAUGAGUUGGGAAAUCUUUCCAACCUCAAAUACCUUGAUCUCAGCAGUAAUGCACAGCUGAAAGUUGAAAGUUUGGAAUGGGUUUCUGGUCUUUCUUCUUUAACAUAUUUGGGCAUGAAUAAUUUGGAUCUUAGCUCCAUUGCUGCUGAUUGGGUUGAGUCAAUUAAGAAGCUUCCUAUGCUACAAAACUUACAUUUAAGUCACUAUAUCUCUUGUAAUGGAAUCAGAGACUUCAUUCCUGACUGGUUUUGGGAUUUGUCUGACCAAUUGCGAUAUCUAAAUCUAUCUUACAACAGCCUCAGUGGUACGCUUCCGAACACAACGUUACACCUCGAGCAUAACUGCCAGAUAGACCUUAGUUACAAUGAGUUUGCUGAUGCAUGGUUAGCAUAUGUAGACAUCUCUGACAAUCUUUUAUCAGGAAAGUUGCCUGAGUGUCAUAUGAAUUUCAGUAACUUGUUUAUUCUUAAUCUGGCAAACAAUAACCUUUCUGGGAAAAUUCCCAGAUCAUUAGGCUAUUUAGAAUCCCUGACAUCACUAGAUCUAAGCAACAAUAGUUUCAGUGGUGAGUUUUACCACUACAUCCUUAGCACUGAAGAUAAUGAGUACAAAUUUGAAGUUGAUUACAGAGAUGGUGCCUGGUUUGCCUUGAAGGGAGUGAAGGCUAAAUAUGGUAAUAUCCUUGCCUUGCUUAAACUUAUUGAUUUAUCUGCAAAUCAACUAACAGGGCAAAUUCCUGAAGGGCUUACGAGUCUAUACGAGCUGGUUUCGUUGAACCUAUCAAGAAACCAUUUCAGUGGUAACAUCCCUGAGAAGAUUGGGCAGUUGACACAAUUAAAUUCUUUGGACUUGUCCAAUAACCACCUUUCUGGUAGAAUUCCUAUAAGCCUGGCCAAUAUAUCCUUUCUUGAGUACCUGGAUUUGUCAAACAACGAGUUGUGUGGCGCCAUUCCAAAGGGCACUCAAUUGCAGAGCUUUGAUGCUUCCAAAUAUGCAGGGAAUCCACAACUGUGUGGACUACCAACCCUGAAUAUGUGCCCUGGAGAUGAAAUCCUUCCGAGAUCACCAGGCACUCAAGGGAAUAAUAAGCAUGAUCACUGGAAGGAGAAUAUGGGUUUCUACAUCAGUUUAAUCUUUGGAUUCAUCAUUGGAUUUUGGGGAGUGUGUUGGACAUUGCUACUCCCAAGUUCUUGA
Messenger RNA from Ipomoea triloba (trilobed morning glory), 1593 nucleotides. RefSeq names its product receptor-like protein EIX1. The record is from RefSeq and is a predicted model, not a curated record. Gene Ontology annotation, molecular function: protein binding. The transcript has 4 exons. Lineage: Eukaryota; Viridiplantae; Streptophyta; Magnoliopsida; Solanales; Convolvulaceae. The coding region runs from base 1 to 1593 and encodes 530 amino acids.